This is a messenger RNA of Lactuca virosa, 1179 nucleotides long. The record is from the annotation of a GenBank genome assembly. Lineage: Eukaryota; Viridiplantae; Streptophyta; Magnoliopsida; Asterales; Asteraceae.
AUGUUGGUUAUAAAGGUGGCGAACCCAAGAGAUUCCGGUGAUUAUUUCAGUUCUCAUCCUGAGAAAAAGAACGAUGAAGAAGGAGGAGGAGGAGGAGCUCCACCACCACCGUCACCGCGUUUUCAGUUUCUACCGGGGAUGUUCACAUCGGAGUUUAGUCAUUCACAGGAGAUGUCUGCUAUGGUGGCGGCUUUAACUCAUGUCGUUUCUGGACAGACGUCUGGCAGUGCUGGUGUCGGUGUCGGUGUCGGUGUUGGUGCUUCUCCGACGUCGUUUUAUGGCGGCGCUGCUGCUUUGGCUGCUGGUUUUUUCUCUACGGAUUCACCGUCGUCGGCUUAUUCCUCUUCUAGUUCCGGUUCGUUUGCUGGGAAUAAGAGAGUUCGUGAACAAGACGAAACUACUGUCAAUCAAAUUUCAGAGCAACAUCAUCGAAGAUUUUAUGAAGGUAGAGAAGAAGAAAUUCCAUCUGCCAUCAUCACCACCACCACCACCAGUACUACGGUGGUGAACACCGGAAUACAACAUAACCCGACAACUGAAGCAAAUCGAAACGAAGACACCGGAGAGAGGAGGAGGAAGUAUAGAGGUGUCCGGCAACGGCCAUGGGGAAAAUGGGCGGCGGAGAUAAGGGAUCCACAGAAGGCAGCAAGGGUCUGGUUAGGUACAUUUGAUACGGCGGAGGCGGCCGCCAGAGCCUACGACGAGGCUGCACUUAGAUUCCGAGGAAAUAAAGCAAAACUCAAUUUUCCUGAAAACGUCACGCAGCUACCGCCUCAACAGUUCCAACCAACCACCACAGCCACCAUCCGCCAACUACCGCCAUCACCACCGCCGUUGCAGCCACUGUACUUCCGACCCCAACCUCAACAGUAUCAACUACCUGAUGCAGAUUACUGGCAAUACUCACAACUUCUACAAAGCCCAAUGAAUUCUCAUCUCCAGCAACCAUAUGAAACAAAUUUGUUACAGCAAAUCAUGUUUAAUGCUUCAACAAUGUCGUCUUUAAAUUCACAACCAUUCAUCUCUUCGUCUUCAUCGGCAGAUAUUGAUCCCCAGUUUUUCCCAAACCAGCGGUUGCACUAUGAUUACCAGCAGAAUAUGGAGAGCAGUACAGAUUUUCAAGCGGCGCCACCGUCAUCAUGGCCUUGUUCUGGUCAAUUCCCACCUCCUAAUCCUUAA